Messenger RNA from Leishmania mexicana MHOM/GT/2001/U1103, 339 nucleotides. RefSeq lists its product as hypothetical. Lineage: Eukaryota; Euglenozoa; Kinetoplastea; Trypanosomatida; Trypanosomatidae. Bases 1 to 339 code for a protein of 112 amino acids. The record is from RefSeq and is a predicted model, not a curated record. The transcript has a single exon.
AUGCCGACGGUUUUUGAUUCGGCGCCGUCGGUGGGUUCCGAGGACUCGACGCAGCAGCUCCUGUCCGGCUUCCAGUUCUUCUUCUUGUGCCUGAUAGUGAUAGCAUCGUACUACGUGUCCUUGUGGAUCUCUGCUCAUGCGGUGGGAGAAGCGACGGCGUCGCUGAGUGCCCCCAUCAUCGCAGCUUCGAGCCUGUUUGCCGACGUUGGCAACACGAUCCUAAAGAAGAUCAACCGCCGUCGCCACCGCACGCAGGUCGGCGCGGUCUUCUACGAGGUGGAGGCCGAUGAUGCCAACGAUAUUUUCUCUGUAAACCAGCCUGGAACAGGCGUGCAGUAG